UUUCAACUUGAGCAGCGACUACUCAGACGAGCGAAGAAAUUCUAGAAAAAAGCAACGAGUGAGUGAAUGGAAGAGAUUAACAGAGAUGCAAGCCUCAUAGCAUGGAUUCGCACCAACAUUUCAGGUAUGGUGUCACGGGUGCAGACAUAUCAUACAAGUUCUCUCACAUCGCUUCUGCAAUCUCUGAAUGGACAGUUGGACCUCUGAGAUUCAACUCAGAGAGCUUGCCUAACUCGCCUCUUUCCACUCACUUUGAUUGUGAUACUUUUACUUCACUGAGCAACAGCCAGGAGCAGUAUAGCUCGACAGAGAAUCUCUCAGGGGUCAGCCCCUUGUGUAAUUCUUCACUUGAAGCCAACAGUUCUUUCCACUGGAUAAUCCACUCACCUGUCAGUCUUCAAGACCAUCUAGAGCCCUAUUCUGGUUGGAGUUUGCCCUCGCAGAAUGCAAAUUGUGGUCAAAGCAUUAAAUACGCCCUACAGGAACUAGAGACUACUCUGAUGGGUCCUGAUGAUGAAGAAGAUGAAGCGACAACAUCAAAUGCUGCUACUGAGGGAAAUAAGCAGCCGCAAAUCUCGUGUCAAGGAUCAGGGUCCUGGAGCCAGGAUUCAAAUGUCCUCCAACAAUGUUUUGUUCCCAAGAACCGGAAGUCAGGUAACGGAGUUCGUGCCAAGAAGUGUCAUACAGCAACUGAGGUGUCCUCUCAGGAGGUCAGAUGGAGUGAUCUGAAAGAACUGCUGAUUGAGUGUGCAAGGGCUCUUUCUGAGAACAGGACAGAUGAUUUCAAUGAGUUGGUUCACGAGGCUAGAAGUGCUGUCUCCGUUAGUGGAGAACCAAUCCAGCGUCUGGGUGCUUAUAUGGUAGAAGGGCUGGUUGCAAGGAAGGAGGCCUCAGGCUCUAACAUCUAUCGUGCUCUGCGGUGUAGAGAACCAGAAAGCCAGGAGUUGCUCUCUUACAUGCAGAUCCUAUAUGAAAUUUGCCCGUACUUUAAAUUUGGUUACAUGGCGGCCAAUGGAGCAAUUGCUGAAGCAUUCAGACAUGAGGACCGGAUACACAUCAUAGAUUUUCAGAUUGCUCAGGGGACCCAGUGGGUGACCCUGAUACAAGCACUUGCAGCAAGGCCAAGUGGUCCCCCUCAUGUUCGGAUCACUGGGAUUGAUGAUCCAGUCUCUCAGUAUGCCCGUGGUGACAGGUUAGAGGUCGUUGGGAGGAGGCUAGCUGCAAUGUCUGAGAAGUUCAAAAUCCCUGUUGAGUUUCAUGCUGUGCCAGUGUUUGCACCGGAAGUCAAACGUGAGAUGCUCAAGCUGAGGCAUGGUGAGGCUCUGGCUGUGAACUUCACUCUGCAGCUCCACCAUACACCAGAUGAGACUGUUGAUGCGAACAAUCCGAGAGAUGGACUUCUGCGGAUGGUGAGGUCGCUUUCGCCCAAGGUGGUCACCCUGGUUGAGCAGGAGUCUAACACAAACACUACACCCUUCUUCAUGAGGUUCUUGGAGACUCUGGAUUACUACUCGGCAAUGUUCGAGUCAAUUGAUGUUACGCUGCCGAGGGACAACAGAGAACGAAUUAAUGUGGAGCAGCACUGCUUGGCCAGGGACAUAGUGAACGUAAUUGCUUGCGAGGGGAAGGAGAGAGUGGAGCGGCAUGAGCUACUGGAGAAAUGGAAAUCUAGAUUGACAAUGGCAGGAUUUCAUCCAUAUCCACUGAGCUCUUAUGUCAACUCUGUGAUACGCAGUCUCUUGAGGUGUUACUCGGAGGACUAUACUCUGCUGGAGAAGGAUGGGGUCAUGCUGUUGGGUUGGAAAGAUAGACACUUGAUAUCAGCUUCCGCUUGGCAUUAGAGGAAUAAUAGACAACACCUAAAUAUGUUGUUGUAGGAUGAUCGGUACACCUAUCUCCCAGUCCCUUCAUCUUCCUUUU
Messenger RNA from Telopea speciosissima, 1920 nucleotides. Its product is annotated as chitin-inducible gibberellin-responsive protein 1-like. Gene Ontology annotation, cellular component: nucleus. NCBI's taxonomy places the organism in Eukaryota, Viridiplantae, Streptophyta, Magnoliopsida, Proteales, Proteaceae. Gene Ontology annotation, molecular function: DNA-binding transcription factor activity; sequence-specific DNA binding. Gene Ontology annotation, biological process: regulation of DNA-templated transcription. The coding region runs from base 102 to 1841 and encodes 579 amino acids. The transcript has 2 exons. The record is from RefSeq and is a predicted model, not a curated record.